UCAGUAAUGGUAACACACUAAUUCAAAACAAAGUUAGAAAAUGUCUAUGAGAGAAAUAGAUUUAAAUGAAAAUAUUAUCAAUUCUAAUGAAGGCAACCAAGAAAGACAAGAAUAUUAUAUACCAGAUUUGAAUGCUAAUAUAGAAGAGUUAGAUGUUGGUUUCAUUCAAAGUCCAUCCACUUCAAUACUUCAAUGUUCUUCAUCAAGAGGUUGUUUACCUUUUGACUUAAAUGAUGAGCCAGUCAUGGAAGAUGAUGAACAAGUAGGAGACAUAAUGCAACAAUCAAAUUCAAAUAACAGUGAGUAUCCAUCAGAUUCACGUUCUUCAUCACAAUCUUUUGACUUCAAUGAUGAUGAGCUAGAAGACAUAAUGUAUCCAUCAGAUUCACAUUUGGAAGAAGAUAGUGUCGAUGAUGUUACAAGUUCACAAGUAACACAAGCACCAACAAGAAAGAAAAGUUUGUGUAAUGAGGAUAGAAUGGCGAUAUAUAAUACUCUUUUGGGUAAGAGUGUUGAAGGAAGACUUAUAAGAGGGGCCAUUGAUAUGGUUAAAUCACAAUUUUCAGUUUCAAGAUCCACUAUUCAGCGUAUUUGGAAACAAGGAAGAAAUUCUGGUGUCUAUGUUGAUGUUUCCCACAAACUAACUAAAAAUGUUGGUCGUAAGAGAAUUCAAGUUGAUUUUAAUCGACUUCGUGAUAUUCCUAUGCGUAAAAGGACGUCUAUUAGAUCAACUUCUAGUGCAAUGAAUAUGAGUAAGAGCACUUUGCAUAGGUAUCUAAAGAUGGGAGUUUUACGAAAGCAUUCAAAUGCCGUGAAGCCUUUUUUAAGGGAAGAGAACAAAAAAUCUCGAUUGCAAUUUUGUAUAUCAAUGCUUGAUGCUAGUUCGCUGCCUCAUGAUCCAACUUUUUUAGGGAUGUAUAACAUCAUUCAUAUAGAUGAGAAAUGGUUUCAAAUGACAAAGAAGUCCCAGAAUUAUUAUUUGCUACCAGAUGAAGAAGAUCCAUUACGCACUUGUAAAAGUAAAAAUUUUAUUGGAAAAGUUAUGUUCUUAGCCGCUACAGCCCGUCCAAGGUUUGAUGCAGAGAAACGUGUACUAUUUGAUGGAAAAAUUGGUAUAUUUCCUUUAGUCACAGAAGAGCCGGCUAAAAGGAGUAGUGUUAACAGAGCAGCUGGAACACUAGAAACCAAACCAAUAACUUCAGUUACUAAACAAGUGAUAAGGUCAUAUAUGAUUGAAAAGGUUUUACCUGCCAUCAAGGAAAAAUGGCCAAGAGAGGAUAGAUGUUAUCCAAUUUUUAUUCAACAAGAUAAUGCAAGAACACACAUUGAUAUUAACGAUGAAGAAUUUUGUCGAGCAGCUUCACAAGAUGGAUUUGAUAUCCGCUUGAUGUAUCAACCGGCAAAUUCUCCAGAUUUAAAUGUGUUAGAUCUUGGAUAUUUUAGGGCUAUUCAAUCAAUACAACAUACGGAGUCGCCUAACUCUAUCGAUGAACUUGUGAAAGCUGUUGAACAUUCAUUUGAAAUAUUUUCACCAUGGAAGUCCAAUCGAAUUUUUUUAAGUCUGCAGAUGUGUAUGAUCGAAAUCAUGAAGAAGAGAGGUUCCAACAAAUUUAAAACUCCACAUUUAAAGAUAGAAAGUUUGGAACGUCGAGGACAACUCCCAACCCGAUUGAAAUGUGAUGCAGCAUUAGUGCAAGAUGUGCUCAAGUAUUUAGAAUAAUUUUAUGUUAAUCACCGU
Messenger RNA from Trifolium pratense (red clover), 1738 nucleotides. RefSeq lists its product as uncharacterized. NCBI's taxonomy places the organism in Eukaryota, Viridiplantae, Streptophyta, Magnoliopsida, Fabales, Fabaceae. Bases 41 to 1720 code for a protein of 559 amino acids. The transcript has 2 exons. Gene Ontology annotation, molecular function: nucleic acid binding. The record is from RefSeq and is a predicted model, not a curated record.